This is a messenger RNA of Phytophthora sojae, 797 nucleotides long. RefSeq lists its product as hypothetical. NCBI's taxonomy places the organism in Eukaryota, Oomycota, Peronosporomycetes, Peronosporales, Peronosporaceae. The record is from RefSeq and is a predicted model, not a curated record. The coding region runs from base 1 to 708 and encodes 235 amino acids. Gene Ontology annotation, cellular component: mitochondrial matrix. The transcript is spliced from 2 exons.
AUGUUCGCCCGAGUCGCUCGCGCCGCCACCCUCUCCGCCACCCGCCGCGCGCCGUCCGUGGCGCUGCGUGCGCUGCAGACCCGCGAGAAGUCGUCGCUGGCGUCGGUGCUCAAGCGCGAGCUCGACGAGGAGAAGGCCAACUGCUUCGAGGAGCCCGAGAUGGAGGAGCUGCGGCUCAAGGUGGAGUCGGUCUUCAAGCUGCAGGAGACGCCCGGCUGCAUGGACAUCGUGCUGAACGGCACCAUGGGCGACGACUCGAUCAAGAUCAAGUUCAACGCCCAGGACACCGUGGAGCUCGAGGACGACGAGGAGUACGGUGACGACUACGACGAGGAGGAGGAGCAGCAGGAGGUGGACGAGGAGGAGGACGAGGAGGAGGAGGACGAGCUCCCCGGCGUCCGCUUCACGGCCGACAUCACGCGCGACAACCAGGGCCUGCAAUUUGACUGCGUGGCCAGCAGCAACGUGACGGUGGAGCGCGUGCGCUACCUGGCCGACUUCGCCAAGGAGGCCGAGGACGAGACGCUGUACUUCGGCCCCAACUUCAUCGACCUGGAGCUCGACGUGCAGGACCACUUCUACCGCUACCUGGCGGACCGCAAGAUCGACGACGAGCUGGCCCAGUUCAUCACGCAGUUCGCCGACCUCAAGGAGCAGCGCGAGUACACGGCCUUCCUCGAGGACGCCGAGACCUUCGUCAAGCACUAAGCCUACCGUUCGGACCAACCCACUCGCUAUGCAUAGUCUGCUUGAGGCCUAGGACUCGACCCCGCACAAAAUAAACAGUUGUUAGAGCC